AACUGAAUAUUGAUUGUUCGAUCAUAUCAUACGUUCAUUUGUCAUGGCUAAAGAUGAAAUGAAUUCAUUAUCGGAUUCAGAGAAAUCUUCGAAGAAAAAAUAUAAAGUAUUCAAGAUUCGAUAUUUUCUACUAUUUUUAUUCGUAAUUCUAUCGAUGACCAACGCUUUUCAUUGGGUCAUCUAUGCUAUUGUUGAAGCCAUCACAAGAGAAUAUUAUCAUACGACAUCAUUCUGGGUCAAUAGUACAUCGACAAUAUAUAUGAUCAAUUAUAUUAUCGGUAUAAUUCCGGCCACUUAUUUUUUAGAUCGUUAUGGUUUACGUAUUUCGCUUAUCGUUGGAGCAUCAGGCAAUGCUUUAGGCUCAAUCAUCAAAUGUUUUUCCAUUGAUCGUUCCCUAUUCUGGAUAGCCAUGCUUGGUCAAACAAUAAUUGCUUCAUCACAAUUGUUCAUACUGAAUAUUCCACCAAUGUUAUCGGCAACUUGGUUUUCGGCUGAUGAAGUAACCAUUGCAACGGCUUAUGGUGUUUUUGGAAAUCAAAUUGGUGUAGCAUUAGGAUUUUUAAUUCCACCGUUGUUGAUGCCGGAACUUGCUCCAUUAAAUACUACUACAAAUUCUUCAUUGUCGACAUUUGCGCUAGAUGGUGAAAUUUUGGCUGAUGAUAGUAAACAAAUUGAACAAGCAUUCAUGUGGCUGUCAUAUCCAGUGGCUUUGAUCACCUUAAUAAUUCUGAUAUUGAUUUACUUAUUCUUCAAAGAUAAACCUGAUGUUCCACCAAGUAAAGCUCAAGCAUUGCUAAAAGGAUCGAAGAAAGAAUCUUAUUCUGAAACACUAAGUGGACUAUUUUAUAAUAGAAAUUUUUUCUUACUUUUUCUCAGUUAUGGAUUGAAUGUUGGUGUUUGUUAUGCAGUCAGUACUGUAUUGGGUGCAAUAGUUGUACAAACAAUGGGUUUGGAAUACCAGAAUGAUGCUGGUUUUAUGGGCUCACUGAUUAUCGUAUCAGGUAUGUUUGGAUCGAUUAUUUGUGGUUACAUUUUGGCAUAUACCGGAAAAUUUAAAUUGGUCACCAUCAUCACCUAUGUGGCAGCCAUGUUUGGAUUCAUAGCUUUUGCUGUGGCUUUGAAAAUCAAAUCAAUUAUGAUGAUGUAUCUGAUAAGCGUCAUUUUGGGUUUUUUCAUGGCCGGUUAUUUGCCGAUUGGAUUCGAAUUUGCAGCCGAAGUAACGUAUCCAGAACCGGAAGGUACUUCCGCUGGUUUAUUGAAUGCAUCGGCACAAAUAUUCGGUAUAAUAUUGACCUAUUUUUUUGGAUCAAUGAUUGAUAUCAUUGGACCAUUUUGGACAAAUAUUGGCUUUUCCAUCAUAUUGGCAAUCGGUGUUUUAUUAACAAUGCUUGUUACAAAUGAUCUUCGAAGGCAAAAUGCACAACGUGUGUUGAAAAUAAAAUCUUUGACAGAUCAAUCAUCAUCAUCUCGAAAAUAGAUAUCCAAACCGAAUGUAUCAACCUAAUAAUCAAAUCUAUUGAAUUCAACUCAAUGUUACUUCUAUGAUAAGGUUAAUAAUUUAUUAAAAAUAAAAAAAAC
This is a messenger RNA of Dermatophagoides farinae (American house dust mite), 1578 nucleotides long. RefSeq names its product putative MFS-type transporter C09D4.1. Gene Ontology annotation, biological process: transmembrane transport; heme export. Gene Ontology annotation, cellular component: membrane. Gene Ontology annotation, molecular function: heme transmembrane transporter activity; heme binding. The record is from RefSeq and is a predicted model, not a curated record. NCBI's taxonomy places the organism in Eukaryota, Metazoa, Arthropoda, Arachnida, Sarcoptiformes, Pyroglyphidae.